Messenger RNA from Durusdinium trenchii, 2724 nucleotides. NCBI's taxonomy places the organism in Eukaryota, Dinophyceae, Suessiales, Symbiodiniaceae. The record is from the annotation of a GenBank genome assembly.
AUGCCGCCCAAAAAAAAGCAAAAAAAAGAGCACCUUGCCCUUCCGGCGGCAGAUGACGCAGACGUGGACAUGGAUCCUGGACCUUCGAAGGAACACCUGAUGAAGGUGCAUGAUGCUUUAGCCGUCAUUUACUCACAUGAUAUGUUCAAGGACAUCCUCACAGCGGAGCCUUUGUCCGUCAAAGAUGGCGGCAGAGAAGCAUCACUGGAUCUGCCUCAGGCUGCUUCGGCCUUGAAAAACGUGGGCGUCUACAAGUGCGCGGCAAAUUUUUUCCACCAAGACUUGUUUUUGGCCACCCACAAGGUUCCCAUCAACAGUGCACAGGUGCAACAAAUCAAGCAGCACUGGUUUCCUUCGAACGAGCCACCGUCGUUGUGCCCCUUUACCAUCACUGUUGCUCUGGAAACACCUGCUUGCAUCGGCAAGCGUCCGGACAAUGGAUUUCAGCGCCUCAGUCCUCCAGAGCCGGUGCAUGCCCUGCUGUUCGCCCUCGCCGAAGCCAUUGAAACCAAAGCCAAGGUUGGAGUCUUGCGCGCCUUGAAGAAUUGCAUUCUCACGGCCACCUUUGUUUUUGAAAUCUGUCCCAUUGGUGAACAACGGUAUUGGCGCGCGGCCAAUAUUCGUGAGGAGAUGGUGGAGAAGGGGCUGUCCGUUCAGAUGAGCUUGAGGCAACGCAUAUAUGAGAUCGCAGGCUUUCAUGAGCAGAAGAAAAAAACUGAGGCCAACUUGGGUUCGAAAAAACUGGCUGGUCUUUACACCCAGCAUCUCAAAUUAGCCUCGAACCAAGAAAAAAUCUCAGAGAGUUUCAUCGAUUCGGCUUUGACCAUCCAUCGACGACUUCUCAGCCUCCCCAAAUGUCAAGAAGUGCUGGAGUGGUGCGACCAAAACUGGUUGUCCUCCAAUGCAUGGAAGUCAGUCUACGCCUUGCAGGCUUUGAUUGACAGAGCAGGGACGCCUGAGUUGAUUGCCUGGUCCCUGGAAGGAAUGGUGGACGGUGUCCGCAUGUCGUUCAUUGACGCGGGUUUUUUUGUAAUCAGCAAGCUGAAAGACUCAAGGCAAAGUUACAUCGAGGUCCUCAAGAUGAAGCGCAAGACUUUGAAUCAUUGCCUGAACCAGUGGUUGAAUACUUUGGACCUCAGCAAGGAAUGGAAAGAAAAGAUCCGCAACUUUUGUGGUUCCUUCGAUAAUGUGCGAAAACACUUGUCGCCAUACCCUGACACACAGGCUGAUACGGCCUGGUUACUGGGCUGCCCGCCAAGCGUCACUGAAAUUUGCGAUUUCCUGGACGCCUUGGUGUAUGGAAGUCAGUAUGACCUGAGAUACAAGGACGCAAUAAAAAGCAAACACGAAGUCCAAGAUUUUUUGAAUUACCCGUCGCUGAAGUCCACAAUGGAGAAAAUCGAACAAAAAGUUCGCCAAGAGACGACGCCUGAAGCGACGCAAGAACGGCCAGCAGAAAUAGUUGCUGCUGAAACAGAACCACAGCCUCAGGAAACUGAGGCUGCUUCGGCCUCUGAGGCUGCUGCGGCCUCUGAAUCAACGGCCCCGUCAUCCACUGCACUUUCUGAGGCAGAUAAAGCUUUGUGGCUUCAACACAUGCGCAAGGUCCUUGCCCAGCAUGUCCGCUUUGUAAGCGAUCAUCGCACAAAUGUGGACCUGGAAAAAGCCUUGAAAGAAACUCCUUUCAUGUCGCUACGCGGGGAUCCAACUGGCCUGGCCAUGUUUUUGUUUGAUCUGAAAAAAUAUGGCGAACCCACCACGCGGCCAGACUUGAGAACGGCAACAUUCCGGGAGCCCUUGUACACCAAGCUCGUCAAAAGUGUUCUUACAGCGCGGCAAGAGGUAAUAGGCCACAGCCACCCAAACCUGAUGGCAGGGGACGUGGCUGUGGUCUUUGACGCCGGCAAAAAAGGUCUUCGAAACAAAUUGAUGUCGCCCUGGAAAGAAGGAACGGCCAAAAGCAAAGAAAACAACGAAGAAGAUGAAGAAGAUGCAGAAGAAGACCAGGAAGAUGAGGACAAGCCAACCUUCUGCGCAGACACACUGAUGAUUGGAUACUCAGAAUCCUCUCUAGCAGCCAGAAAGAAGCGAGUCCGUGGAACCUGCACCUUGAAGCAAAUGGAGGGAUGUCACAUCUUCACAUCCAAAAAACUGUCCCUUCCCAGCCGUGACAGAAAGCACUUCGCAGGUUCUACCACAGGCGACUUGAUUGCCAAUGUGCACAUGCCCCCUUGGUCUUCUGAGUGGCACUUGCCUUGGAAAGAGAAAAAAGAACUUCUGGGGAAAAAACACCAGAUCCUGGUGGGUGGGAAAACGCACGACAAGGACGAUGGAGACAAGCAGAACAGCAGACCCCGCAAUGGUUCAGAGCCGGUGUGCUACCACAGUCCUCCGUAUGAGCUCUGUGAAGAGCUGAUUCAUGACUUUUUUGUGAAAAUGAUCAUUGAUCUGACACCGCUGGAUGCACGAAUGGCUUGGGCAGCUUUGCGCAACCGUGUGGGGUACGUAGGCAUAGCUUUCAACCCUGAACACCAGCGCCUUCUCGAAGAACGUUUGCUCACGUUGCUGGAAAAGGACAUGAAAGACCCUGAGUCACCUUUGUUUUCUGCAGCUUACGCUGAAGCGGAGGAGGAGCAAGAGGAGGAGGAGGAAGAGGAAAACGCUGAGAAUGUGGAGAAUGAGGACGAGGAAGAGGUGUGGGAUCCCUUGGCCGACGACGAGUGA